Macrobrachium nipponense is the source of this 2349-nucleotide messenger RNA. RefSeq names its product gastrula zinc finger protein XlCGF26.1-like. Gene Ontology annotation, biological process: regulation of transcription by RNA polymerase II. The record is from RefSeq and is a predicted model, not a curated record. The transcript has 5 exons. The coding region runs from base 576 to 2231 and encodes 551 amino acids. Gene Ontology annotation, molecular function: RNA polymerase II cis-regulatory region sequence-specific DNA binding; DNA-binding transcription factor activity. Lineage: Eukaryota; Metazoa; Arthropoda; Malacostraca; Decapoda; Palaemonidae.
GACCCGUGAAGAGAACGGCCUCGGAGUUUGUCGUCACUCGCUUGAGUCGCUUCCACCCUGCUCUGGUUUUCAGUGCCAUUUAUUUUUUUUAUUGUGUCAAACAUUCUCCCCAGUAUAGUAAAUUACAGUGACUUCGCGUUUUUUACGGUGAUUUCGGUGGGCUUUGAACAAUAAGCAUCGCGGUAAUGAGUCGAUGACCUCAGGACAGUUGCAUCUCGUCUACCUUGAAGGGAUGGGAGACAGCAGCACACCUUGCGGGGUCUUCAUGCGGCUAAAGCUGGGAAGGCGGUGCCGUUCACUGUGUGCUCGGAGCCCCGCUGGUCACCUGCCCCGAAGUGCAGCUGAACGUGGCUCACCUGUCAGGGAGAGAGAGAGAGAGAGAGAGAGGGAGAAACGAGAGAUUGAUCAGCAAGACCCUCUCCCUACGUUCGGCAAUCGUCGAGAAAGAUCAUCAAGGAAAAUGAUGGCGGUACUCUCCCAGAGUAAAGAAACACAAUAAGGAAAAGCUAUCAAACAACAUCUCAGGUUUACUCAAGGAAUCUACGGUAUUCUGCUGAGGCUGCGAGCUCUUCAGCAUGAUGCAUAUUAAGGAAGAAUUAACCCUUGGCAUUUUUGAAAAGAUGAGAGCUGAAGACAGAAGUUGCCCUGAGCCGCAUUUCUCAGAUGAUGUACCCAGGUCAGGUUUUUCCCAUUCAAGUGACUUAGUUACAGUGUCAAACCAUCAUAUCAUGGGGGACUCUUUCCCUGAUGAUACAUCUGUUACAGAAUGUAAGCAAGAAGAAAACAUUGAUGUCCAAAUAAAAGAAGAUGUAAGUGACCUAACUUGGUCAUGCAGUCUGUGCUGUAAAUGCUUCUCACAAAAAAGUGACUUGGAGAUGCAUAUGAAGGAGUGUCCAGAUCAACGACCAUUUUCUUCAGGACUAAAUAGAAAUUCUGAUGACUCAAGUAGUUUCCAAUAUCAGUUGAAUAUGUGCAUAGAUACUCCAAAUUUUUCCAGUGAUUUUACUGAAAAAAACUCGAAGAAACCCUUUCCUUGUGAAUAUUGUGGCAAAUGCUUUGCUAAAAAGUCAAAUUUGAAAAUACAUAAACGACAGCACACGGGGGAACUCCCAUAUGCUUGCGAAAUCUGUAAGAAGCGAUUCAUCCAAAAAGCAAAACUUAGAAUACACAUGAGAAAGCACACAGGUGAACGCCCAUUUUUCUGUGAAUUCUGCGGGAAGUGUUUUAGUACGAGAGAAUCCUUGAAAGAGCAUGUAAGAUUACACACAGGGGAACGCCCAUUUGUGUGUAAAGUAUGUGAGAAGACUUUUGUUACUAGAGCAAACCUUAAGCAGCACAAUAGGACUCAUACGGGUGAGAAGCCAUUCACAUGCCCUGUUUGCAAUAAGUCUUUCAGUCACAAUGGAACACUAAAAGUGCACAUUCAACAGCACUCAGAUGAACGUCCAUUUGCAUGUAAAAUGUGUGAUAAGAGUUUUAAAAAUAAAGGAACCCUGAAGGUGCAUACCAGGUUACACACUGGUGAGCGUCCGUAUUUAUGCGAAGUUUGUGGUAAGGAUUUUGUUGAAAGUAACAAUCUAAGAAAACAUAUGGUUGCUCACAGAGAAGAGCGUUCCUUUUUCUGUGAAGCAUGUGGUAAAGGUUUUAAACAUAAAGCAGCACUCAAGGUCCAUAUGAAAUUGCACGCUGGCGACCGACCCUAUUUUUGUGAUGUUUGCGGUAAAGAUUUUGUCAACAUAAAGGAACAUAGGAAAAUUCACAAUGGUGAUCGGCCAUAUUUAUGUGAGUUUUGUGAAAAGGAUUUUGUUAGGAAAGACAAACUUCAGCAACAUAUAAGAACGCACUUGACUGACCGGCCAUUCCCGUGUGAAGUUUGUGAAAAGCGUUUCACUCUAAAGAAAACCCUUAAGGUCCACAUGCAGUUGCAUUCUGGUGCAUGUCCAUUUACUUGUGAAAUUUGCGGUAAGAGUUUCAUUGUGAAGAGCAGACUGAAGAGCCAUAUGCUUAUACAUUCAGAUCAGCCCCCUGUUUCUUGUAAGAUAUGUCAUAAACACUUUUCCUCAAAGGGAAAUCUAAAUAAGCAUAUGAAAUGCCUCCAUGAUGACCAGGUGAUUAGAUCAUCUAUUUUUGUAGAUGUACUGAAAGUGGAAAGUGAAGAUAUUCCUAUAAAACAAGAAGUACUAGAUGACAGUUUUAGUUCAAAUGAAUUGGGAUUAAAUUUUUCACCCUAAGCUUGUAAGAUAAUGUAAUUAUUUUUUUAAACUGAAUUACUAUACUCAUAAUGGGAAUGGUUAUAGUGCUUGUUAAGUACAGAAAUAUGUGCUGUAUAUAUAAAUGAAAGGAAAGUUA